This is a messenger RNA of Drosophila biarmipes, 4056 nucleotides long. RefSeq lists its product as uncharacterized. The record is from RefSeq and is a predicted model, not a curated record. Lineage: Eukaryota; Metazoa; Arthropoda; Insecta; Diptera; Drosophilidae. The transcript is spliced from 4 exons. The coding region runs from base 943 to 2676 and encodes 577 amino acids.
GUUCAGCCGCGCUGCCGCCAGAGCAGAGUGUUGUUGUUGCUGCGAUUGUUCCGUUCGUUCUGUUUGUGUUUUGCUUCCCGUUCUUAUUGUUUUUCCCGACUGGACUGUGCACGGAGUUCGCUUCCAGUUCCUUUUUUUAUACUUUUUGUUUGGUUUUGGUUUCGAAGAGCGCAAAGCGGCAACGCGUCCUGGCCUAACUGUAACUGCCACCCAAACACAGACGUGGGCACAGGCCCACAGGUUGAAAGUCGAGCUCAGAGCGUGCACAAGUGUGCGUGCGGAAAAAAGUGCUGCAUAAGGUGCGAAAGAACAUUGCGAAAAGCGGAGAUUGGGGCAUUUAAGGACGAACCGGAGCGGAGGAGGAAUACGAAAGCCAGCUCCAAGGUUUGAAACAACAACUGUGAGCAGUGGAGGCAGAACGAGCGUUCAGCUAUAAACGAUAUCAAAGCCAAUAGGAGGAAACGCACACAAGAGCCGAAGAACCAAACCAAAGACAAAGUCUUCGAGUCCCCGAGUCUUCUGGUCUUCGGGAGAGAGUGCUGCGAGGAGGGACAGAGACGGGGCGCGUGCGAGCGGGACGGAGACGGAGACGGCGGGCGGUCAGCGACGUUGGACAAGUAGUUGAAAAUAUUGCGCAUACGCCGCGUGUACCGAAGGCAAAGAACAACAAGCCGUGCGUUCUCCGCUUUUCUUUGAGUCGCACCGAUUCACCUUUCGAAAAGAAUCACCUCAGAGGACCACAGGGCUGAGGGACACAUAGGGGCGGAGGAAGAACAGGAGGAGCAGGUGGAGCAGGAGGAGCAGGAGGAGCAGGAGGAGCAGGAGAAGGACGAGGAAAGUGAGGAAGGAGAAGAGCCGAGGAUCAGCGGCUACUUAGGAAAUCCAUUUCAGACUGCAGCCGGCCACAAAUCCAGCUUCAAGACGUCUUGCAAAAGGCUGAAAAUGGAGAAGACUCCCCGGUACACGCAGCGGGAGCGGAACAUGGUGUUGAGCUACGCGGCGCAGUACAAGGACGUGAUCGAGAACAAGCGCACGGACGCGGAGUCCAACCGAAAGAAGGACGAGGUCUGGCUGCAGAUCGCCGACGAUUUCAACUCGCGGGUCUACCACCAGCGCAGCGCCAAGCAGCUGCGCCAGCUGUACAAGAACAUGAAGCUGCUGCUCAAGAAGGACCUCUGCGGCGAGGACAAGGACAACCGCUCGUUCAUGGACCUGCUGAACACGCUGGCGCGCCAGGAGUCCGUCGCCCAGUACAUCGCCGAGCAGCUGUCGCCGGAGGGCGCGGGGGGCGGCAAGCCGUGCCUCUCGGGAAGCGGCGGCGGUGGCGGCCAGGGGAACGGACACCAUGCGGAUGACUACGAGGACUCCAAGAUGCCCCUCUACGAGGGCAUGGACACCGACGUGAUCCUCAUCAAGUCGGAGACAAUCAGCGACAACGAGCAGACGGACAACGGGAUGGACUGUCUGGAGGACGACGACGACGACGACAGCCUGAGCCCCAAGGCGCCGGAAGUGUGCCUGGAGGAGGAGGACGACGUGCUCUUUCCCACGGACCUGCGUCAGCUGGUGGGUUCCUCCUCCGGCGGUGGCGGUGUCUCAUCCGCCUCGCUGCCCGGCAAUGUGUCCAGCAACGGGCUCACCGAUACCGUUCGCCGUGCCGCCAGCUCGCCCGUGUGCUCCACCAAGACCUCGGUCAGUUCGGGCGGAAGCUAUGCCUCCGCAGCGCCCAAGCCGGACAUCACUAUCCAGACGGUGGGUCACAUACGCGUGGGCAGCUUCGCCAACAUCAACAAGACCCUGCAGAACGGCGGCUCCAAUGCAACGGCCAUUCUGUCCAGCGCCAGCAACGGCGGCUCCAAUGUCAGCGGGGUGCUGCCCCUGACGGCGGAGCAAGUGCAACAGCACACGCUACUGAACGGCCUGGGCCUCUCCGCCGUCAAUCCGUCGCAGUCCCUGCAGGCGGCCAUUAAUGGCCCCUUCGUGUCCACCACUCCCGUAUCAUCGCUGGCCAUCAGCAGUCGCCGCACACCGCCCACUCUGCAGCUGCCACGCCUGCAGCGCGGGAACAACAACAGCAACCAUAACGCCAACAGCAGCAGCACCGCCGGCCACACGAGCAACAGCAGCCACACCACGGUGACCGCCAAUGGAGUGCAGCUGCUGCUCAACGGCAACCACCAUGGCCAGCAGACGCACCACCACCUUGCGCGGGACAAGGCGGGCGGCGUGGCCAUUGGGGCGGCGGGCAGUUUCAAUGGCUACAAUGGACUGGCAGUGUCGGCGGGCAGCAAUGCGUGCAGCACAUUGAACAGCAGCGGCUCCGGAUCCGGAACAGGAAGCAGUGCCAACAGCAGCGGCGUGGGACUGACCAAUGCGUCGGGCGCAAGUCCCGGCGGUGGGGCGAGGAGCCAGCACCAGGAGCUGAUGAAUUCGCUGAGGAUCGAGGAGAGCAGGCAGAAGAUCGCCCUGAUCAAUGCCCAAAUCGAGUAUUGGCAGACGCUGACCCGCAAGCUGAACAGUCAGCCCGGCCACAUGCCGAAUCCCGCGUGCCCGUGCCACUUUCCCGGAGCCAAUGUCCUCUCACCGUCUGCCGUGGCCGCUGCCAGUGCCUCCUCCACCACCGCCGCCGCCUCCACAUCCGCCAACUUGCUGCAAACGCAGGCCAGCACCAGCUAGUCCGCAGAGAAGGGGCGGCGGCGAGCACCAGAGGGUCCUCCGGGCGAUGAUGACGACAGCGACAUCAUCUCUUUUGUGGACAUCGACGAUGAGCGGUCCGAGGAGGAGGAGGAGACGGAGGACGAGGACCAGGACGUAACGGACUUGACGCUGCCCGACGUGGACGAUGAAGAAGACUCACAGGAUGCCUUGGUCAAGGAUGUGGGCGUGGUGGGCGGCCUUUCGCCGCCAAACUCACCGCCCCACUCUCCUCCGCCGCCAGCGAAGCGCUCGAAGCGCCGGGAAGCCACCUCCGAGCUGCUGAGGCAGCUGGCCCUGCAGCAGAAUCAGGAGCUUCAGGAGGACCUUCAAGAGGACCUUCAGGAGAAUCUUCAGGAGGAUCUGCACGAGGAUCCCCGGAUGGCUGCCCAGGAGGGGUGCUAGUAUUUCGUAUUUCGUCUAGUUUGCAUGCCACUUUUUACUAUUACCAUAUUACCAUAUUACCAUAUUUAUUUACGCCUAGUUUGAGUGCCAAAUCGAAAAUAGGAGCCUUGCCAUCGAGAAUGCUUGCCAAAGGACCUGGUCAACAGGUCACAACCACUCGCAACCCGCUAUUUAAUUAAUUGCUUACCCAACUUAAACCUAGUGCUUUUCAAUUUUUAUUGCCCGCUUUUUUGCGUUCUUUUUUUUUCUAACGUUUUUUUUUCUCUUAAUUAGUGUGUUUAAUGUUAAGUUUGUUCUGUUUGUGAGCUGCAACCAAAAAGAAGGAAGGAGGAAAAUCUUGACUUUGUACAUUUAGCUUGUAAAAUUAGACGUAAUUACUAAACUAGAGCGAGCAGCUAAGAGAACACAAAGAACGAAAACUGUACAAAUGUGGUUCCUAAUCUAGUCCCUAAAAAAAGGAGUGAAGAAGCGAAACGAAAGCGACGCAGAAAGCCUAAUGUUAUGCCUAGCCGAGAACUUGUGUAUUAUUUUUAUAUAUAUCAGCCCAGAGAGUUCCCAAAGAGCCCUAUCCCAAAAGAAAAACCAUCCAAAGAACUGUAGCUAAUUUAUGUACUUAAAGAACCCCGAAACCAAAAAUAAGAAAAGAGAGGAAGAGAAAGUAGUCUGUACAGAGGUAGAAAGAGACAGGCGAAGCUGAGAGAGAGAGAGAGAGAUGGAGAAACUUGCUAGUCGUUGCUGCAUAACUGUAUUUUAGUGUAGCAUAUAAACCAUUUAGUUAUUGCUAAUUGUACGUGUAAAAUACAAAAAAUGCCUACCCAGUAACCACAAUUUACAAAGAAGCACUUGCAGAAACCCGGAAACCAAAAGGGAAAAAUCCAACAAAACCAAACAAAACUCUUUAUACAAUUUUGUAAACAAAAACUUAUUAAUAAAACAAAGAAUUUACUUUGUGGCCUA